Molecule: messenger RNA, 1851 nt
Organism: Medicago truncatula (barrel medic)
Lineage: Eukaryota; Viridiplantae; Streptophyta; Magnoliopsida; Fabales; Fabaceae
Product: calcium/calmodulin-regulated receptor-like kinase 1
Exons: 8
Coding region: 157-1446 (429 amino acids)
Biological process (GO): protein phosphorylation
Molecular function (GO): ATP binding; protein kinase activity
Source: RefSeq, a predicted model, not a curated record
CCGCUGUUAUAAUGUUUUGGUACAAAUCCAACGUUACGCACACACUGUCUCACUGAAUUUCAUGCUACAUGGAAUAGAAGAAUCAUUUGCAUUCUCCUCAUUAUCAACCUUAAUAUAUGGUACAUGAGCAGACUGAUAAGCGGUUUUUAGUAUAUCAUGAAUUCGCACGAGAUGAGCAGAACUCUCUUAAUUUUGGCAAUAGGAAUAUGCAUAGGCUUUAUGGUUGGAGCUGGUUUGGUGUUUUCAGUUUUAGUCUUCUGCAGGUCUGGAAGGAAGCGUGUAGAUGUGGAGAAGAGCGGUCCUCUGAGAACCGAGGCCAUUAAUGUUCAUGGCAAAGGGGCUGAUUCCAGUGUAACAUCGUUAUCAGACUCCAAUGCGACUUUUGAGUCACCAAGAACAUCGGAAUGGAGUAACACAUCUUUCUGGUUAGAAGGACUUAGGAGGAAAAAUGCUGUCUCAGUAUGCGGAAUUCCCAAAUAUUCUUACAAAGAUAUAGAAAAGGCUACUUCUAAUUUCACAACGAUCAUAGGCCAUGGAGCAUUCGGUCCUGUUUACAAAGCAAUCAUGCCUACAGGCGAGGCAGUUGCGGUUAAAGUUCUUGGUGCUAAUUCAAGACAAGGGGAACAGGAAUUUUUAACCGAGGUCCUAUUACUUGGAAGAUUACAUCAUAAGAAUCUUGUGGGUUUGGUGGGAUAUGCAGCAGAAAGAGGACGACACAUGCUUCUUUACAUUUAUAUGAUCAACGGUAGUCUUGCUUCUCAUUUGUAUGGCGAAAAUCAUGAGCCAUUGAGCUGGAAUAUGAGACUUGGCAUAGCACUAGACGUUGCAAGGGUGAUGGAAUAUCUACAUUAUUCGGCCGAUCCUCCUAUUGUGCACCGUGACAUCAAAUCUUCCAACAUUCUGUUGGACAAGUAUAUGAAAGCCAAGGUCACCGACUUUGGGCUUUCCAGACCAGAAAUGAUUAAACCUCGUCUGUCAAAUGUCAGAGGAACUUUUGGAUAUCUUGAUCCCGAGUAUAUCUCUACAAGAACAUUCACUAAGAAAAGUGACGUUUAUAGUUUUGGUGUGCUACUGUUUGAGCUUAUUACCGGCAGGAAUCCACAGCAGGGUCUCAUGGAAUAUGUAAAACUAGCUGCCAUGGAAAGUGAGGACAAGAUUGCAUGGGAAGAAAUUGUAGAUCCGCAACUGAAUGGAAACUAUGAUGUGCAUAAGCUUAAUGACAUGGCUUCACUUGCACUCAAAUGCGUCAAUGGAGUCUCCAAAACCCGACCUUCAAUGAGGAACAUUGUUCAAGCAUUAUCUCAACUUUAUAAGAAGCCUAAGAGAAAUUCUAGCCAAGCAGCUCCUUCUGCGUUAAAUGAAGUGUCUAUUGAAGUGGAGCAGCCAGAAACUCGUGACUUUUCUAUUGAGUGCUCAGAGGAGCUGCGCAGAUUGCACAGCCGAUAAUCAUUGGAGUGUGUCAGUGUUCUCCGAUAUUUAAAUCAUGUAUCAUCUUUUAAUUUUGUUUCUGGAUGAGUUUUGAGUACUGUGUAUAAUGUGGUACUACAGAAUGGGGUGUCUUUUGCUGUGAAAAGAUUGGGGGAUGGUGGGCAACAGAGGAAAAACUCUCUUUUUCCAGACACAUGUUUAUAUGUCCAUGUUCCUAAACAUUAUGUUCAUGUGGUCCAUAAUUUUUCUUCUGAUUUUACGUCAAUGAUUUCAUAUGUUGCAUUAGUCAUGAGGAGGCUUAGUCUCCAUUUCUUACUCCAGCCAUAUUAGAGUAGCAGGCUUGUGGAAAGAGCGCGCGCGCACACACACCCACAUGUUGAUAAUGAGAGUUGAUAUUUUUUAUUUUAUUUUGCUAAUAUUCCC